AUGGAGACGUCCUCCGCGCUCACCAACGCCAGCUCUUUCCUUCCGUCACCAGCGGAUCUCCUCAUGGCUCUUCCUCGUCUAUUAUCCAAGGCCAGCUCUAUUGGGGAUAUGAUUCGUUCCGGUGGUAGCGUGAUAGCGGAGCCAACUCUCGCCAACCUCACCAAUAGUACUAUAACUUCUACCGCCGGACAGUUCGUACAGGAGUCUGUUGCGGCGGUAGCCUCGGCAGCAGGGUCUCGGGAUGAAAUUGGCAUGUUCCAAGCAUUCAAGAAUAUCGCCAGCUUCUUCAGCUAUAUCACCUCGAAGUGGGCCAUUGCGACGUUCGCCAUCGCUAUCCUCUUGAAUCGCACGCACUUCUAUGCGUCCAGCCGGGUACCCCUCUCAUUCGAUCGCCUGUACCUGCGUGUCGCCAUUUACAUCGCCCCACUGCUCCUGUUCUUAUUCCGGAUACAGAGCGUGCUUCAGGCUAUACGGUGCCAGACAUCACCAGGCUGGUCUGAGAUGCAAUAUGGAGCCCCUGGCAGACAACUGGAUACCGACUUCGGGGGAGACGGAGGCUAUAUGUGGCGCGCUGCAUCCGCUCUUUUGUUUUGGGAGACGACAGAGGACUCCUGCAGAGCUGCCAAUAUGUUUCCCGCAGACCCUGAGUCAACUCGCCCCACUGGAUCACUCGCCCUUCUAUGGCCUUUAUUUUUGUCCAUAGGCUUCGGUCAGUUUGUCGAGACAUUAUCGUGUGCACUGCAAGGCCGUCACCCAAUUCAGGAAGCUGGGAUGACCAUCUUCGAGCAUUCACUAGCCUUCGCCGAAGCCGAGGCAGUCGUUACUAGACCUUUAGUAGUAGACAGCACGCGAUUUUUCAAGCCCAAGUCCGUCUUCACACCAGACGGCACGUCGUUCCUGAUCCCUAGGUCGAGGCUCUCAAAGAUCGCCAAUGUACCGCCUGAGGUACUGCUAAUAUCUCUCAUUUCCAGCGUCAGUCAUUUUACGAGCAACAUUUUGGCCAUUGCAGGGGUUCGUUCGAGGUGCAGACUCAUCACAACUGCAAUCUGGGGACUCGCGUACAUGUUCACGUUUGCAUGGAGCUUUAGCCGCCUUACGUCGAUGAUCACAGAGCCAGAUCACCAUGUGGGGAUCUUGAGAUUCCCCACCGUCUGCAUUGUAGGCUUCAUUCCCCAUCUGUUGAUACUUCUGGGCAUUGCUGCUUGUGGACUCAUUUACCUUUUGGCUCUCUUCAUUACUGUGUUGUCUCCACCGCCAGGACGGUCGGAAUCCAUGACUCUAAAACAGAGGUUUGCGGCGGCUUACAAUAAUCUCCACGCUAACAUCCAUCUUUCCGCCAUUACACCCCUCACAAUCAAUUGGAACGAGGAUUUCUACACAGCUAUUCUCAAAGUGGGCUUCACAGUCCUGACUGCCGCUAGCGAAGCUGUGUUUCUUAACGAGGGCACUAAGAUCAACGUACACUCCAUGACUUGGCUAGAGAAGCAGAGGUUGCAGGACAUCCUCGCCCGACGGAGGCGCUUCCGGCAGAGUCUCACCAAUAUCCCCACGGAGCUGAGGGGCGACACACUAGCGACAGGUGUCGACAUCGUAGACAACGUCAAUGGCGAUGCUGCGGAUCCAGUCGGGGCAUCUGGUUAUGCGAACGAACGGAAGGCUCGGGGCUCAAACGUAGCCUCAGAUGCCACUAGACCCACGGGACGAAACGACCCAGCUGGACUUCAACAACGCAGAAAUCGCUUCUUCUUGACUUAUCAGUUCUUCAAGAGCAUCUCAAGACUAAUUGGGCUAAUUCACGCAAGACUGACCAUUGCCCUGUUAAGAAAGCUUCGGAUAACAUACCGACCUAGGUGGCUAAGGCGUCUUGCCGGUCCUCCACCAAGCAAAAAAGCUCAUACUUCAGAAUUAGGCGCAGAGAGGUCGCAGCAACGGGCGGCGGCAGUAGCAACUGAGCAUUGGUUGACGCUUGAUGACCGAACCCGCAUCCGUCCGGACAGCAACUUCGAUGUGGAGUCAUUCGCAAAGGAGAGACUCCGGCAAAGUGGAUUUUACGCCAGUCCAGACACGAAGGAUUCCGAAGACCGUCUUAACGACUACCUGUAUUCCUGGUGGCGCAAUGGCGGCCGAUGGGGCGACAUGGAUACUAGUAGCGACUACAUUCCCCCCCAAGAUGAUGACGAUACGACCAGCGUGGUGUCAUUCGCUACGACGACAGAUAACGAGGAAUGGUCGGAUGAUGAUGACGGGCAACGCACGCCAACUCGAGACACAUAUCAACGGAGUCGAGAAGCGACUCCCCCACUUGAUGAUGCUAUUGAUUUCUCUCGUCUCUCGCAACUGCUCGACCCAAAGACAAAGGAUGACCGUGAAGAAGCUAGGCUGUUGGCGCGUCACCUUCAGAGCUCGAACAUGAUGACACGCUCGCAAUACCGCCAAGUUCUAGAGCGAGACGAGGCCAAGGUUCUGACUAGCUCGCGCUAUAAAAUGGGCGACGCUGUCAAGAUGACAGCGGAAGAGGAAGAGCAACUUCUCGAGGAUCUGAUACUCAGUAAACGCACCUCGACGGCGCCACAAGGCUCAAGCGCGGCUGGCAGCUGGGACACGGGCGCAGAGGGCAUGGGUUCGGAAGGGCCACAGUGUGUGAAGACAUCGCCCGCGCAAGCCUCUUAUCCACCCUUUCUGACUGAGCACUGCUAUCAAGCUCGGUCGACUGUCCCCUCUACAAGACUCUCCAACCCUUUUAUGCAACCAGCGCCCACCAACGUACCCAAACACAUUUCCCCACUACCAAGCGCCCCCAACACCCAAGUAUCCUUCCAGCAUGGACAGCAUCGCGACGACAACCUACAGGCCUCUCUGCAGCCUCACUCUGGUGAGCUGCAGGGAGCGCCUGAACCGCCAACAGGCGGCAAUGGUCGUGACGCGACGCGCCCAGAUGGCGUCAUUGAAGACGACGACACGGUCGAAGUCGUUGGGCUGAAGGACACUUCUACUGCUACACCACCGCCGAGAAAUAGAAUCGCCGAGUAUGAGAGCGCGCUGGUAGGUUCACCACGGAGGCCUUCUGACGGUCCCCUCUUUGAGAUCAUCAAGAGUAAAAGGAGGCUCGACGAUAAGAACUCGCCCAUUGCGAAGCUGCCUAAUGAGGUCUUGAUCCACGCCAUUGCCCAUCUUUCGCCCAACGAUCUUGCCGCCGUCUCCCUCGUAUCUCGCCGCUUCAACGAUGUCGUCACCACUCCGCAUGCCUGGCAAGUUGCAUUCGCCCGCUACUUUCCAGGGCCACAAUCGCUCGAAGACGCAGUAUCCCGGUCAGCUUUGGAGAACAACGGCUCCGUUGUGCGGUCAGAGAAGAGAAGGUUUACCAGGCUCACCGCGUUGGCGUCAUGGCGAAGCGAGUACAUCUUGCGCACCCGGCUUCUUCGCUCUCUAGCUCGAGGCAAGCCUGUCCAGAUUUCUUCUACGCCUUCUCGUGCCGGCCAGUUGCAAACCGCCCCUCCAACGAUAACGUACGACGUCCGCACUUUCACCAUCAUCAACCACCUGCACGCUACUUUUGGUUCAGGCCUGAAUAAACGUAUGCCGCGCUUUGUUCAUGGUGCAGAUGACGUUGGGAUGGUCACCAGCAGCGACCCGAUGACUGGCAAAGUGGAUCCUUGGGGUCAGACGGAUCCAAACUUCUAUGGCCAGUUCUCAGAGCGCUUUCCGGGCGUUGCUGAGUGGGGCUUGGGGUCUGGAGAGGUUGUGGGGCGCCCGAAUGUCAUGGACGUGUCGCAACCGUACGGCAUGAUCUACGGUCAGGGCUGUCCGGAGGGCUCCUGCUACUACCGAUCCCCAGACGAGCUGCGCGGACGAUUCGUUGCUGAACCCACCGAUUUCACUAUGCCUGAGGCUGGAAUUCCGAAGCUAGGCGUUGAUGGCGGUGCUAUCUGCAGUGUUUGGAUUGCCAAAUCAAACACGAUUCCAUCACUCUCGCAAGGCCUAAUUGGCAUGAUGACGGGGUCCGCUGCUGGCAUCGUUACAGCAUGCAGCAUCGGCACUGACGGCCUCCGUGCUUCUCGUGUACAGCGUGGCGAGUUGACUGCACGUUGGGUUCUUAGCCCUGGCGUGCCCAUCAUCGCAAUUACUGUAGAUGAGAACUACUCUUCGAAACGUCAUGCACAGAACCGCAUUUGGGCCGUCGCUCUCAACGCCCUUGGUGAGCUCUUCUACCUCACCAAGUUUCCAACCCGCAGUCAGGCCUCGAAGGGCAGUAUCGAGGAGUACACCGAAUACCUAGCUUGGCUUACUGGCCGAAGCGCUUACUGGAACCUCGUUGAGCCCAGUAGACGCGCCGCGAGGCCUGAUCCGUAUGGCGACGCUGAAGUUGACGCCAGUUAUUCCCCUCGGACGUCAUGGGACGGCAUGUGCUUGACCCAAGAGCAGGUCAUUGCGGAAACCAAAGAGGUCCAGCAUUUCUUGCGCAAGCCACCGAAGUAUUUUCGAAAAUUUUGCCUUGGCUGGGACAUGCGCAGACGUCUCGAAGUCGAUUUCGCCGCCGAUGAUGGCAACUAUGCUGGCGAGGCUAUGCUUGUGUUUAAGUGUGGGCUUGACGAAGAUGUCGCUGACAUUACGCGCUAUACUAGAUGGAAGACGAACGAGAAGGAUAAGAGUACUACUACAUCCACUCGAAUCUCGACCCCACAGCCAUCUCAAACCGCUUCACUGUUUGGUGGCUCAGGAACAGGCACGCCGAAUCUAGCAAGAGCGCCUCCACGUGCUCGUAGCUCGUCCUAUACAUCUGCUGCAAGCUCUCCGGAGCGGACUUACCUGGUAGAGGAGUGGCGAUGCUCGAAACUCACUUUUGGUGGCUUCAAGGGCAUUCAGCUAGCCACAACUACAGUAGACAUAUCUACUUUCGCAACUCUCACAUUGUCCGAAGACCCUGCCCUAGGAUUCUCUACGACGUCAACCGCUUCCUCGCCCUAUGCGUCGCCACUGUCUGUCGCAAGUCAGCCAGCUUCUCCUUCUGAUAUCCCGGGCCAACGGGCACGCCUCGUAGCUGCUGGAACAAAGACAGGCGUGGUGAUCCUUUGGAACAUUCGAUCACCCGUCUCACGCUCAUCCGAAUAUACCAACAACAUUGACCCUGUCCGCAUCAUCUAUACGGAGUCACCCGAAAUCUCAUGCUUGGCUCUAACCGGCCUUCAUUUGGUGGUCGGUGGAAACGAUGGGCUGGUACAAGCUUGGGACCCGCUUGCAUCGACCUUGUCACCCAUCAGAACGCUGAAUUCACGUCACGCAUCGCGUGCGCGUCGACGUCUCGUGCAAGCUCAGGCUUCUGUUCAAGGCGUCGGUAUCAACAUGUUCGCUGCAGGUGCUAUUUGUCUGGACCCCGAUUCUACGGUCUUGCGAGGCGCUGUAUCGCUUGGAAAUCAGCUUCGAUAUUGGAGUUACAGCUCUUCUGCUGCCGACCAGUACAAGAGCAGCAAACGUAGACUUCGACGUUCUGAACGAGGAAGUAAUAAUGCCGUCGAACGCUUUUCUGGUACCGGCCGAGCGAAUCUGAAAGACUACAUCGCCAACGAAGCGUACGAAAUGGAGCGUGACAAGCAGGAACAGCGGAAGCUGGCCGAGCGCAUGGCUGGCCGCUUCGGUACCGAACUAUUGAGUGAUGAAGAAGCCUUGGCUUACGCAGCAAUGCUAUCUCAAGAAAGCAUGGAGGCGGAGGAGAAGCGCCGCCGCGAGAGCGAGAGCAGUGCUCUUAGCAGCGAGACCGUAACGCCAGAGCCCAGCGUUUUUGGUCACUCCUCGCCCACUCUUUUUGACGCCGAAGACCUUGACGCCGACAUCGCUGAAGCCAUCCGUCUCUCGCUCAAUGAUGAUCCCGCAUCUGGCAUGUACGAGCCGUUUUCGACGCCUCCUUCUGCAUUUGAUAUCCCCAUUAAGUACGCUAAGGGCAAGAAUUCUUCGCCAACGAGGUUUGAAAACAGCUCCUCAAGCAAGGGCAAAGUGGCUGCUAGAUCGAGUAACCAAAAUGAGCUUUCAGACUUGGAGUUUGCGAUGCAGUUGAGUCUUGCAGAGGAGGCGAGUAGGAAAGAAGCUGAAGAUGCCUUCCCGCCGCUGAGCCCUGCGCCUGGUGGUGGGAAUGGGAAGGGGAAGGGCAGGAUGUGGUAG
This is a messenger RNA of Cucurbitaria berberidis CBS 394.84, 6153 nucleotides long. RefSeq lists its product as uncharacterized. Gene Ontology annotation, biological process: ubiquitin-dependent protein catabolic process; protein ubiquitination. Gene Ontology annotation, molecular function: protein binding; ubiquitin protein ligase activity. The record is from RefSeq and is a predicted model, not a curated record. The coding region runs from base 1 to 6153 and encodes 2050 amino acids. NCBI's taxonomy places the organism in Eukaryota, Fungi, Ascomycota, Dothideomycetes, Pleosporales, Cucurbitariaceae. The transcript has 4 exons.